Funneliformis mosseae is the source of this 1092-nucleotide messenger RNA. The record is from the annotation of a GenBank genome assembly. NCBI's taxonomy places the organism in Eukaryota, Fungi, Glomeromycota, Glomeromycetes, Glomerales, Glomeraceae.
AUGGAUACCCUUAAUAUCGGAGGAAAUGAAAGCGAUCGAUUUUAUCGGUAUAAAAUGCCCAAACUUAUUUCAAAGAUCGAAGGCAAAGGCAAUGGAAUCAAGACCGUUGUCCCUAACAUGUCCGAUAUCGCACGCUCCUUGAGUCGACCACCAACUUACCCAACUAAAUUUUUUGGUUGUGAACUUGGGGCUCAGGUUAAUUGCGAUGAAAAGAAAGAUCGUUUCAUUGUAAAUGGUGCACAUGAAGCGACAAGACUUCAAGAAUUACUCGAUAUAAUUAUCGGUAAAAAUGCAAAUACUCAAAAAGUCAUCCGUGAUUGCAAAGCCUGUGGUCGAAGAACCGAAGUCGAUAUGCGUCACAAACUUGUUACUUACAUCUUGAAACAUCCACCAACUUCACCUAAAGAUUCUGCAGAAGGUUCUGAUGAUGAGCUUACUAAACGUAUUGUUGCUGAAGCUUCCGAGCUCCCUAUUGCCGAUAAAAAUGCCAAUGAUGAUGAUUGGGCUGUCGAUACUUCUCCAGAAGCUGUCGCCGAACGUAUCAAAGAUUUAGAGCGAGAUGUUAAAACUUCUCUCAUCAUUGAUGAUGAUUCCGAAGGAGAACAAGAACCUUACGAGAUGCUUGACGAGUGGUUGGAAGAUAACAAUGAAGCUAAAAACAAUGAUGUUUACAAGAAAAUUAAAGAACUUGGUAUUUCGAAAGAAACCGACAUGGUCUUGAAAUGCCUUGUUCUUAACCUCUUUCCUGACAACUUUCAGAAAAAUGGUAAUAUUGAGAAGCAAAUUCAUAAGAGGGCGAAGCUUUUUCAAAAGUUUGUUACAAGUUUGGACGAUCAACUUACAUUAUUGGGAGCUACUGAAGAACUACUUAAUGAACAUAAAGAAUUAAUGGAAAGCAAAACUGUGUGUAAAAUUUUAAUGGGUUACUAUCAGAGCGAAUUAGUUGAGGAAGAUGUCAUUCAAGCUUGGAUUGAAGGCAGUGAUUCUGACAAAUUCAAAAGUCUAUUCAAGAGAAAUGCUUCCGUUACUUGCGCUGAUGAAGCCAUUAAUCAAGAUAUUCGAAAUAAGGCUAAACCUUUUGCGAAAUGUUAA